GUCAAACCUGCCUGCGUCUGUGCUGCUGGCUCAUCUGGACUGAGACCUUGGUCCAACACACAUCCACACAGUACACAGGAGCACAAGGAGAGAGGCGAUAACCGAGGGCCAACUUCGAUUGCAGUCCCCUUGCGCUGUAAUUCAACACAGCACCAUGAGUGAGUCAGUAGAAUCCACAUCAUCACCAUCAUCACACCCUGUGGACAAAGACCAGUCAGCCUCCUGCCCUGCUGCCACAGCCCCUCGCAGACCAGUCCGGCUCCAGGAGAGACGGGGAUCCAAUGUGUCCCUGGUGCUGGGCGUGAGCAGUCUCAGUCUGGAAGCAGUGGAGACCCUAUGCUCCAUCUCCACUCCCAGAGAGACCAUCCUCCACCUGCUGAGGACCUCAACACGCCCUCUGACCCCCUCUCAGCUGCAGGAGGCGUCUGAAGAGACCAGCAGGCUGAACUCAGAGUACCAGAAAAUUCCUCCAAACUUUGUGAACCCUUCAGAGCUGGAUAUUCCCGGACGGGCUUUAAAAGACAGAUACAAGACCAUACUGCCAAAUCCUGAGACCCGUGUGUGUCUGAGGAACCCCGCAGCAGAGGAGGCGGGUGAGACUGAGAGAUACAUCAACGCAAACUACAUAAAGGGUUACAACGGUGCACCUAGCGCCUACAUCGCCACCCAGGGCCCCAUGCUCAACACCGUGCAUGACUUCUGGGAAAUGGUGUGGCAGGAGAGAUCCACCUCCAUUGUCAUGAUCACCAAGCUGAAGGAGAAGAAAGAGAAGUGUGAGCUUUACUGGCCAGAGAAGGAGGGCAGCUAUGGCAGAUUUGAGCUCAGAGUGGCCAUUGUGAAAGAAUGUGAUGGCUACACAAUUCGAGACAUAAUUAUUCAGGUGGGCUCAGAGAGCAGGCAGGUGAGGCACUACUGGUACUCCACAUGGCCAGACCACCAGACUCCAGACUGCACUGGGCCUCUGCUCAGACUGGUGUCAGACGUGGAGGAACACAGGCAGUCCCACCCCAGCCUAGGAACCACCAUCGUCCAUUGCAGUGCAGGGAUUGGUAGAACAGGUUGUUUCAUCGCCAGCAGCAUUGGAUGCCUGCAGUUAAAACACACCAGUAAGGCUGACGUGCUUGGAAUCGUCUGCAAGCUACGCCUCGACAGGGGUGGUAUGAUACAGACCAGUGAGCAGUACCAGUUCCUGUACCUCACCCUGGCCCAGUACAGCCGACAGCUGGUGAACACAGACUGUGGCUCAGAGAGCCCUGUCCCUGUCCCUGUCCAGACCGGCAGUACUACAGGAGAAACGCGGUGACAGAGAAAGCCCAGCUGAAGCUCUGUCUUUCUGUAUGGGAGAACAAGAUUCUGGAACUAUGUCUUUCUGUAUGGGAGAACAAGCUUCUGGAACUCUGUCUUUCUGUAUGGGAGAACAAGCUUCUGGAAUUCUGUCUUUCUGUAUGGGAGAACAAGAUUCUGGAACUCUGUCUUUCUGUAUGGGAGAACAAGCUUCUGGAAUUCUGUCUUUCUGUAUGGGAGAACAAGCUUCUGGAAUUCUGUCUUUCUGUAUGGGAGAACAAGCUUCUGGAAUUCUGUCUUUCUGUAUGGGGGAACAAGCUUCUGGAAUUCUGUCUUUCUGUAUGGGAGAACAAGCUUCUGGAAUUCUGUCUUUCUGUAUGGGAGAACAAGCUUCUGGAAUUCUGUCUUUCUGCAUGGGAGAACAAGAUUCUGGAAUUCUGUCUUUCUGCAUGGGAGAACAAGAUUCUGGAAUUCUGUCUUUCUGUAUGGGAGAACAAGCUUCUGGAAUUCUGUCUUUCUGCAUGGGAGAACAAGAUUCUGGAACUCUGUCUUUCUGUAUGGGAGAACAAGAUUCUGGAACUCUGUCUUUCUGUAUGGGAGAACAAGCUUCUGGAACUCUGCUCAUGUGCUGUCUGUGGCAAUCUCAUCCCCUUGACUGUGACAGUUAUUGUAGCAUUUUUAUGGGCACGUGGGACUGGUUGGAAUUGUAUUGAAAUUCAUGAAUAAUCAUUUUGUCCAUAUUUGCUACCCUGAUAAUA
This is a messenger RNA of Salvelinus namaycush (lake trout), 2042 nucleotides long. Its product is annotated as tyrosine-protein phosphatase non-receptor type 7-like. Bases 155 to 1303 code for a protein of 382 amino acids. Lineage: Eukaryota; Metazoa; Chordata; Actinopteri; Salmoniformes; Salmonidae. The transcript has 10 exons. Gene Ontology annotation, biological process: protein dephosphorylation. The record is from RefSeq and is a predicted model, not a curated record. Gene Ontology annotation, molecular function: protein tyrosine phosphatase activity.